AUGUUUAUCAAUCAAUUUUUUUUUUCAAUUUUACGUUAAAUCUCUUGUCAAUUUUUUGUUUUAAAGGAAAAUCUCAAAUGAAGAAAUGUGACUCUCUUAUAGUAGACUCAUUUACAAAGACAAUCGCGUUUUAAAUACAGUCAAGUUCACGCUCACCAAUUUACAGCUGACUGUUUUAAAUACAACCGCUGAUUCCAACUUUUUAGUUAGUAUUAAAGUGAAUUCCUUGGUUGUUGUCUCGUGAAAAGUGAAAUUUUUUUCGGUUGUAGUGACAAAAGUUGUAAAAGAGGAGGUCAUCUUAGUUGCAAGUGUUUUUGUUGUCACACAAGCGAGUAAAUAAAAAAGGUUAAAAAAUGAAUGUAAAUAAAUUACCGUACAAGCUGAAACUCUAUCUGGGGCUCGUGAACGAUCGUGCCGUAAUGGAGCGUUUUUCGCGGCUCUCGUCGCCCCAAGAAAAGGUCGACAUGUGUCUGGAUUUGCUGAAAGAGGCACAAGUUGAGGACUUGAUUGCGGAACGUGACGUGGGAAAAUGCGAAGAAAAGGCCAAGGUCGCGUACACGAAGGCAAUGGAGCAUUUGGAGAAGGAAAGUUUCGACGAAGCCUUGAUCGCUUUGAACGAAAGUUUGUGUUUCGCCCCAAAUAAUUCCUCGUUACUGGCGAAAAUCUACACGCAUCGGGCCAAAAUUUACUUUAACAUGAAACUGCUCGAAGCUUGUAUGGAAAACGUGAAUUGGGCCACGGAAUAUGGGGCAGGGAACGAUGCCACACUCGAACUCGAGAAAAUCCGGACGAAAUGCAUCAAUGCUGUUGUCAGUGGGGCUCCGGUCAAGGAAAAGGAAGAAUUUUCGGUGGAACCGAAAUUAUCUUAUCCAUCGCAUGAGAACAUUCCCUUCAUCGCGAACAGCAUCCAACUGAACAUGAACAAAAUUUACGGACGUCACUUGGUUGCUAAUCGCGAUUUGUCGCCAGGUGACGUAAUAAUGGUCGAAAAACCGUUCGCGCCAGUCAUCGAACCGAAAGCGGCAUAUCAAAAGUGUAACAAUUGUCUGUCUUUCGCCUUUUAUAAUCUCAUUCCGUGUCCCACAUGCGUUGGGGCGAUGUUUUGUAGCCAACAGUGUUAUCAGCGGUCAUGCGAAAGGUCACACAACCACGAAUGUCUUAUCAUGGAAAAGUUGCAAAAGUGGUUUACGGACGAAUCCUUGGUCGGAUUCAAGCUGAUUCUCUUGGCGCUUCAUGCGUUUCCCGAUUUAGACGAGUUAAACGCUCUGCAAGAGACUAUGAACUCCACCAUGGAGAAUCAAUUCACGUUUGACUUCAAAAACGCCAACGAAUACACAAUUUUCAAGACAAUUUGCUCCCUUACGACAAUCGAAAAUGACCGCAACACCGAAGACCUGUUCAAAAAGACCCAAAUCGCCGCUGUCAUGUACGACCUUUUGCUGCAAGACGAAAAAUUGCGACAAAAACUCGUCCAAGGCAGUCACGAGUCGCUCAUCAAAAAACUUUUGUAUCAAUUUCUCCAAACAACCACCAUCAAUACCUUCCUCAUGUGGUCCCAACGCGAAAUGACGUCGGCCCGGCAGCCAGAUCACUCAAUUUCCGACUUUGGUAUCGCCUCGUAUCCACUUAGCAGUUUCCUGAGUCACAGUUGUGCGCCGAAUGUCCGAAAAGCUCGUGCCGGGAAAAAUCACGAAAUUAUGCUGAUUUUCGUCGUUCGUCCAAUUAAAGCGGGCGACAAGAUCUGCGAUUGUUACGAUCAACAAAAUAAUCACAUGGUACGUGGAUUGGAGGAACGACGAGCUUGUCUUUAUGACCAAUAUUAUUUCAUGUGUCAAUGCGAGGCUUGUGUCAAUGAUUAUCCCUCAAAGGCGGAGUUGAAGAAGAAACUAAGGGAAAGUGAGUGGGAACAGAUGAAAGAAGCGAUUAAAUUUUGUGAAGUUGAUGCCAAUGAAAAUUCGACAGUUAAUAAGAAUUUUGAGCAUCUUUGUACUUUUUUGACGGAUUACGAUAGUUUUUAUCCGUGUGAGGAAAUUGUUGAGGCGCAAUCGUAUUUGCACGAGUUUAUGAGACAUUUUUACACCAAGCCGCAAUUCACAUAUGAAUGAGAUUUUUGUGAAAUAAUUGUUAAAAAAAAUUCUUAUCAAUAAAUUUUUUAAAUAAGAUGUGUAAAGAAAAUCAUCUGAUCUGGUA
This is a messenger RNA of Culicoides brevitarsis, 2190 nucleotides long. RefSeq names its product SET and MYND domain-containing protein DDB_G0273589-like. The transcript has a single exon. Gene Ontology annotation, molecular function: protein binding. The record is from RefSeq and is a predicted model, not a curated record. NCBI's taxonomy places the organism in Eukaryota, Metazoa, Arthropoda, Insecta, Diptera, Ceratopogonidae. Bases 354 to 2105 code for a protein of 583 amino acids.